This is a messenger RNA of Dipodomys ordii (Ord's kangaroo rat), 693 nucleotides long. RefSeq names its product short chain dehydrogenase/reductase family 39U, member 1 (gene Sdr39u1). The record is from RefSeq and is a predicted model, not a curated record. The transcript has 5 exons. NCBI's taxonomy places the organism in Eukaryota, Metazoa, Chordata, Mammalia, Rodentia, Heteromyidae. Bases 49 to 555 code for a protein of 168 amino acids.
GGGGGGGGGAGAGUUGGUGUUGCGCGUGCGCUCUAGCUCCCGGUCGCUAUGCGGGUGCUCGUGGGCGGCGGCACGGGCUUCGUGGGGACCGCCCUGACCCAGCUGCUGAAAGCCAAGGGCCACGAGGUGACGCUGGUGUCCCGGAAGCCCGGGCCGGGCCGGAUCACGUGGCAUGAGCUCGCUAGCUCUGGGCUGCCCAGCUGCGAUGCUGCCGUCAACCUGGCCGGGGAGAACAUCCUCAACCCCCUCCGAAGGUGGAAUGAAGCCUUCCAAAAAGAGGUUCUCCGCAGCCGACUGGAGACCACCCAAAUGCUGGCUAACGCCAUCGCGAACGCCCCACAACCCCCAAAGGCCUGGAUCAUAGUCACAGGUGUAGCAUACUACCAACCCAGCCUGACUGCCGAGUACGAUGAGGACAGCCCAGGAGGGGACUUUGACUUUUUCUCCAACCUGGUAACCAAAUGGGAAGCUGCAGCCAAGAUUCCCGGAGAUUCUACACGCCAGGUGGUGGUACGCUCUGGUGAGAAUCAAGGGCCUGGGUACCAGGCAGGGUAGAAUGACCUCUGGCCUGUGGACACGGGGAUGGGGAGAGCAAGGGAGGGAGUCAUGGCUUUUGGCCAACUUGCAGAGGGAAGGAUGGGAAGCCCAAGAGCCAAAGUCCUCCACUCUUACAGUUAAGUCAACAUAUGGGGG